Molecule: messenger RNA, 1594 nt
Organism: Glycine soja
Lineage: Eukaryota; Viridiplantae; Streptophyta; Magnoliopsida; Fabales; Fabaceae
Exons: 5
Coding region: 253-1170 (305 amino acids)
Source: RefSeq, a predicted model, not a curated record
AGUUGAAUUGAAGGAUUAAUAAACUCUAGAGUCUAGAGUGGUGUUUCUUUGACCAUGACCGCGUGAAGAACCAAACCCCGUUUUCUGUGACCCCACAAAUAUCUCAUUCCCGUUGUGCGUUUCUAACCGAACUCACCCCUUUCCUCCGAUCACCGGUUAAAUGGUUCCGGCCACCGGUGACCGGCAUCACCAGCACUUUGAUUCCGCCGAGCCCUAACCCUAACCAACCAACCAAGUACUCUUUUCAGAUUCAUGGAUCCUCCUGAUUCUCACUCGCAGUCCCAGGAACAGGAAGCGCCCAAGAAGAACGACGUCGUUUUUCUCAUACUGCGAUGGGUUCUCGCUAUUUUGUUCCCUUUCCUCUUCUUUCUGUCGAUUCCCUUUCUGCUUGGCUUGCUGGUUCUCAUGUUCGCCGAUUUCUCCAUCCCCAACCCCAUUUCUCUCCCCUCACAGUGCAAAAUUGUAUCCACCGGUGUUGAUAUUAGGUCAUCUAAGAUAUGUGAACUUGGAUUGUUAAAUUAUAAAGCAAAGGAUGUGUUUCAUCAUUUUGAAAGAAGCAAAUUUCGCUGCCGCUAUGAUUACUAUUGGGCUUCAGUAUUCAAGGUGGAAUAUAAAGAUCAUUUUUCUGGUCAGACACAAGUUGCAUUUGCUGAGGCCCCCAAUGAGGCCCUUCCUCUUUAUUGCAGGCCUAAUUUUGGUGCUGCAUGGUUUACACAAUAUAAAUUUAAGGUCAAUGAGAGUUAUGAUUGCUGGUACACAUCUGGCAAUUCCAAAGUUCAUUUACAUCAAGAUAAUCUUUUUGGCUGUGAUGCCCACGAGCAGUCUACUCUUGAGAAGAGUAGACAGUAUUCUACCAUGGCCAUGGAGAUGGCAAUUUCCUGGCUUUCGAGUAGAGGAAGGACCAAGCAUUGGAGAUGGGAAACUUUAGCUGGAGUUGUAACUGGGUUCUUAACUUCAUUGAUCUCCAUAACCUUUAUUAGGUUCCUACAACUAUUUCUAUCUUCGCUACAUCAAUCUUUCACAACAUGGAUAUUUUCUUGGCGAGUCAAUGCUGUUCUCAUCAGGCGCGCUUGUUUUCUUUUGGCAUACUUAUCUUUUGUGGCUUGGUUAGUUAUAGAAUAUGGGAAGAGGCUUGGUCUCAUGGAUAUAUUCAGAUUCCCUAAAUCAUAGCACUGGUUUUUGUGAAGAGCAAGGUACUUUUCGUUGAAUCCCCAUGUAAUGUUAUAACUGCAACAGGUGAUAUUCUUGUCCCAUGAUAAAUGGGUGUCGGCACCGUGUAAGGAAAUCAUGUAUAGUUCGAAGAGAGGAAAGGGAGAGGGGGGAUUAAAAACUGCAUAAUAAUUUAAAGUAAAUGGACUCAGUUACUAUUAGAGGGAAACAAUGUUAAACUCUUAGUUAAAAUAGUAAGUUCGGGAGCAGUGGUUUAUAUAGUUGUAUCACAUAUGUCCACUUUAGUAUAUGUUUGAGUGCUGGUGAGUCACCUACGCACUUGAAUUAAAGAUGUUGUAAAAGUCAUUACAGUUGCAUUUGGUUUGUUGGAAUGGUUUUACUGGACAUGAUAAUGAAAUGAAAUUGCCAUUUAUUUUCCAUGUUU